This is a messenger RNA of Cydia fagiglandana, 1786 nucleotides long. Its product is annotated as zinc finger protein 845-like. The record is from RefSeq and is a predicted model, not a curated record. The coding region runs from base 388 to 1773 and encodes 461 amino acids. Lineage: Eukaryota; Metazoa; Arthropoda; Insecta; Lepidoptera; Tortricidae. The transcript has a single exon.
CCCGAUUGACACGUUGUAUAUAUCGUUUCAGAUAUAAAACAGCGGUCAAUCUGCGGGCCCAGCGCCACAGAGCGCAGGCGGCAUAACCUCGUGAUACUUUUCAACAACACCUCCGUCAUACCGUUCAGAAGCGGCAGUCAGUAUGGCUGCUUCUACUGCGGGGACAAAUACCCGGAUUACAAGGAAUUCGUUAAACACACUAAAUCCCACGGCAUUUGCAAUGUUAAACACAAGUCUUUGAUAAACCAAAAGUUUGGUACGGUUGAAGUUAAGUUAGACAUUUCCAACGUCACCUGUGAACUAUGCGAUGAACCAUUUAAUAACUUAGAUGAUAUAAUAUCUCAUUUAAACGCUAAACACGGUUUGCGUUAUGAUAGGGAAGUGCCAAUGUCUUUAUCCGCCUAUAGACUAGUAGAUCUCAAAUGCACUGAAUGCGGUAAGAUGUUUGAAUAUUUCCGUAAUUUAGUUAUGCAUGUGAGAAAGAAUCAUAUGGAGAAACUGCUGCCUUGCGAGCAAUGCGAUAAAAGCUUUAACAAGAAGUCAGAGUUGAUGGCUCAUUGUAGAAUAUACCACAGGCGUGCGGGCUACCAGUGCGUAAAAUGCGAACGAUGCUUCCGAACCUCCAGCUUACUCCGACUCCAUCUCAUCAACACCCACGGCUCCUCUGAACGGAAAUGCACUAGGAUCCUUUCCAGUUUGCGAGCAAGAAACUCAAUAAUAUCUGAAGACGCCUUAACACCAUUCGAAGAUUUAGAAGACUGCGAAAUUGAAACGCAAAGGAAAAGACUGCGCGAAAGGAACGCUAUAGCUAAAAAGAAUAGAGAGAAUAUCGCUUGCAUUUUAAACAUGACUACGGCGAUACCUUUCAAGUACUAUCAGAAUAGAUUCACUUGUUUUCAUUGCUCGAAAGACUUCAAUGAGCAUGAAGACAUGCGAACACACACUCUUAUGGAGCAUCCGUUUUACGAUUUAGAGAGAAAAUGUCCGAAAUCGCUCAAAGGCGUCAACUUGUGUAUAAAACUCGAUAUAUCAUCUCUAUCUUGUAGGAUUUGCUUUGAGCCGUUUACAGAUUUUGAUUUGUUAGUCGAUCAUUUAAUCAUGAAUCAUAAAGCGAAUUAUGAUAAAAAUGUAACAGGGAUUAUGCAGCUUUUUAGACUUGAGAAGUACAAUAUGGGGUGCCCUCUCUGUCCUCAAUCAUUCUCUUAUUUCAACAUCCUCCUUAAGCAUAUGAAUCAAGAACAUUCAGCCAAAACGCAUCUUUGUUCGAACUGCGGAGCGGUGUUCGCUAGCGAAGCUAUUCUCACCAUGCAUAUAGCUAGAAUACACGGCCCUAAAGUCUUCAAAUGUUCGGACUGCAACAUAGAAUUAAACUCAGCCUUAAAGUUGAAGAGCCACAGAGCAAAAACUCACGGGGUCCGUGAGGUCCCCUGCCAAAAGUGCUCCGAAAAAUUCCCCUCCGAAUACGAGCGACAAAAACACCUGAUUCAAGCUCACGAUAUUGGCCAUAAAUGCACGUAUUGUGGUAAAAUGUUUGUUAAAAACUCCUUUAUGAGAAACCACAUACGACGAACUCAUAUGGAGGAGAAAAAUGUACAAUGUACUGUUUGUAAUCAUAAGUUUUUCGACAAUAUUCUGCUGAAGAUUCAUAUGGUAAAACAUAUCGGAGAAAGAGAUUUUCAUUGCGAUGUUUGUGGCAAGAGUUUUUAUUGGAAGAAAAACUUGCGGGUGCACAUGGCGUCUCAUAAUAAACAAGCGAAAAUUAUAAACUUAUAGUAUUAACGUUGAU